AUGGACAGGAUCAACCAACAGGCCGCUCGCUCCCCCGCCAUGGUGCGUCUGGCUGCAAUCAACAAGGUGCAGACGCGGUUCCGGCACUUCCGCCAAGACCACAUCUUUGACCGCUCCUAUGCCUUGGGCACCAAUGUGAACACACGUGUGCAGCAGAUGAUGAAAGGAGUGACAAUGAUGGGAUCCUUUACGUCACUCACUGCGCAGGAGGUCCUGAAGUUGACUUUGCCCGUAGAAGGCAUGGAGGCCUUGGACGAUUAUUCGAAGUCUGCGACGUACUCCGAAGUGAAUGUGAACUUGCAGAAGAUGGCAUUCCAUAUCUCCGAGAAUUUCACCAUGUUGUCGUUCUCGGAGGCAGGCGCCGAUGCCUCAGUCCUGGACCACGCUAGCUGGGGGCAUUUCGUGAACCUGAGCCAGAUCAGUUCGAUUGUCUUGCAUUCUGAGCGGACUUUGGCCAAGAGUCGUCAGGGCGAUCUAUUGCCUCCCUCCAGCUGCACAGGAGUUUGGUUCACGGUGCAUGGGCCCAGAGUCGGCUGGGGUCGCGCACUCCGGACCUUCACAGACCCAGAGACACAGAAGCCGUUCCAGCAAGUGGUGGGCUCCGGCGAUGGCAAUGGCCUGGGAGCGGCUUUGGCCGACGGCGAGGCUUUGCAGUGGUUCCGAUUGGAGCUUGGCUUCCGUUCCGCCGAUGUCUUGGACUUGAGGAAAGAGCUCCCAGAAGAGGGCCAGGUUGAAGUCUUCGGCGACGAGGAGGUCGACUCCUUGCCCAGGUCGAACUUCCAGACCUACGUGGACUUGACGAUGCUGGGCCGGCGCUUCCGGAGCACGAAGGCCACUGGAAGCAAUCCCAGAUAUCAGGGCCCAUAUUCGGGGAAGUUCAUCGCGGAGGUGCCCAUACCACCAGGUGACGGUGGCCUGGCCUUCCUGGACACCUCGGAGGUCGGCAUUGAUGUGGUGGAAUGCGAUCCCGAGAAUCCGGAGAACAACCGCACCAUCUGGGCGGCAAAGAUGCCCCUCUGGAAGCUUUUCGCCGCAGAAGAAGAUCUCCCGAAACCCAUGGAACCGCCACCCACGGCUACGGCCCUGACAACGCUGGGCAUCGGAGAGGGGGCUCUCACGACCCUGGGUCUCAUGGAGGAAGCACAGGAGCAAAUCCAGAGUAUGACCAGGUCUCUCAGGAGUGGAACCCUGAAAAGUACUCGGAGGAUGUGGCUCCAGCACCCUACCGUGAACCUCUCUGACAUCUUGCCCCUCAAGGCCCAUGUGGACUUGGACAUUUUUGCCAAGCUAAGCCCGAACUCCCUGCUUACGAAGACGCCAGUUUCACCAGAGCUGCAAGGACGCGGGUCCAGCUCCUGCCUCUUCACCUCAAACAAGUCUGCCUGGGUGGACCCCAGCCAGAGGAGCAUGGGUGUGGCAAACAUGGUUGAGGUGAACGUUCGAGAGAUUGUUUUCCCCACAGAUGAUGUGCCAGAGGAGACUAGGCUCUACAAGUACCAUGUGGAGGCCAGGUGUAAUGGCGUCCGAGCAGCUACAAAGGCAUUGUGCCGGCCCAAAAAGACCUGGAAAGCUAUCAUCCCUUUGGACACUUCCAAGAUCGAUUUCAAGGGCACUACAAUCUUUGUGCCUCUGCCCCCAGGGUGUUGGAGCAGCGCUGAGACGAUCAAGGUGCGGGUGCAGGUCAUGCGCACGCUCGUGAACGAGGUCCAGGCGGUGAACUUCAAUGAGCUCCUUUCGAGGAAUGGAAGAUCGGCCCCGUACACCCCGACAUCAGAAGUGGUCUACCACGCGGAUCUGUUUGUCGACGGCAUGAGCCUGGACUUCUCAAGGCAGGCUGCAGGAGUUCCCUUCGCCGGGGCAACGGCACCCCCCACGUACUAUGGCGUCGCAAAGGAUGAGCUGAGUCCAGUUGAGACACCAGCCCUGGUGGUCAUGGACAUUGCGCUUCGGGACCGGGACUAUGCGCGGCUCCACACUGCACAGGACAGCCUCCGAGCAGGCAUGCUCUGCGUGGGAGACAAGGCCAUGCUGAAGGUGGAGGAGCCCAUCCGUUACCCUAACAGCGAGGUGGAGUACCGAAACUUCUUGAACAAUUCGGCACCUGGCCA
Molecule: messenger RNA, 2108 nt
Organism: Symbiodinium necroappetens
Lineage: Eukaryota; Dinophyceae; Suessiales; Symbiodiniaceae
Source: the annotation of a GenBank genome assembly